AAAAAUUACUCCAAUGCAAUGGUUUUCACGGCUGCACCUUGUGCCUUCACAAUGCAGUAUCCUCAGGCAGCAGCUGCCCCGGAGAGGGCGUGCGCCCAUAACCUCGUGGUCCGGCGAUCAAUUUGCUUCUCCACCAAAAUAAUCAUUUCGGGGGAUCGACAGCUAGCCUUCAAUUUCAAUUUCAAAUCCACAAAGUUCAGCUCAGCACUUCCGUCCAGCGGUUUGAGGUCUAUGUCAAUAUCGCGUCCGGCAAACCACACUGUUGUACGAGCAAGUUCGACAUCUUCGUCGUCGUCAUCUUCAUUCUCCAGCUCAUCCUCACCGUGGGAUGAAAAACCUUACCAAGUUUUAUCGAAUGGCAAGAUAGUCUACUUGGACGAACAGGAUGUUGUCACAUUCCUUGACCCUCCCAAAGAGCUUAUUCCUUUAGACCCUUCUUCUUAUAAUCCCGCUUCUUAUCUUUGGAAGAAAAUUGGGGAUAUUCCCGACGAAAGGCGGCACAGGCUAUUAUCCUUGCUUAACCCAAGGUUGAUAUCACAAGCUUGGGAGAUUGCUGGCACACGGUACAAUAAUUCAAAGCUGGUACAGAAAAGUGCAUCUAGCUUGCUAGCAAUCGGAGAUACUGAAACAGUUGCUGAAUUUUGGAAGUGCCGGACGAGUGGAGGGCCACUGCAGAUUGCCUGGUUAAACUUCUUCAAAAAGGUUGUAUUUCGCACCGGUGAUGGGAGGGCAUACGGGCGACUCAUUAGCGAAUCAGUUUUCUCUGGGCUCUCAAAUUCAUUUUAUCCUCUGUACUUUACUGUUAGUGAACUCAAAGAAGUGAUGUCAACAGAACAGCCUUGUGAUUUAGCAUAUGAAUUCAAAGAUGGACUCUUGGAUCUCCCAGAUUUUCCUCAUGGUUUCCCUAAGCCAGCUGAGCAUCCAUGGCCCUUUAACGAUGAGAUUGUCAUAUACGUACGCCAUGUGGGGCCAGGAGUGAUGGUAGGGCAAGCCUGGCAAGAAGGAAAAGCGUUGCAACAGGUGCCUAAGAAGCUAUGCGGUGAAAUCUUGAUGGUGAAAGAGUAUUUAUCUUCUCAGCCACAAUCAAGCUAGUUAUGCACUGUUUUUUGUGUCAACUCUUUAUUCUCUGUUGUUUCUGUGACCAGAAGGUGCAGCUUUGUACAAUAGGUUCAACUGAACUCAAUAGUUCCGACACCUAACAUAAAAUUCUAAAGGUUGAAUUCAAAAAAUUUAAUUUCUAGAUCUGCCUGUCGCUGACCAA
This is a messenger RNA of Nicotiana tabacum (common tobacco), 1261 nucleotides long. RefSeq lists its product as uncharacterized. Lineage: Eukaryota; Viridiplantae; Streptophyta; Magnoliopsida; Solanales; Solanaceae. The record is from RefSeq and is a predicted model, not a curated record.